AUGCAGUGCCAACGCUGCUAUUCCUUCUCUCCCCAUCCGGGGGCUCUCUUUUGCACUCAAUGUGGAGGUGCACUUCGGACGCCAAAUGCACCUAUACAGGGAGCGCUUCCUCAAACUCAACCUGGAUACCAAGCUCAGCCGUAUGAUCAUGAUCAACCCUUCCCGAGCCAACCUCAGGCUUCCACCGUGCCUCUCCAGCCACCUGUAGGAUACGAAAACUACUCCACGACUGCGCCACCUCAAGCAGGGUGCCAAAAUGUGAAUGGGCCUCCAGUGUCUGAAGCAGGAUUUGCCAAGUACUCCGCAUCCAAAACCCAUCAGCUUGCAUAUCAAAACAAUUCUCUCCUCGUGGGGCCUGAAGCCCAGCAUGAGAAGGUUGGCGCAAGUUCCGCAUUUAUUGCUCCACGACCAUCUGCAUCCACAGCUGAAACGCAACAAGAGCUGCUGAAUCUGAAGGCCGAUCAAAGCCUUGAAAAUGUGGGAAACGAUUUGAAAGAAAGAGUGGAAAAAUCCACGACUGAGGCGCUAUUGAAAAAGGGCACCGGAGAACAGCAAUUCUCGAGCCCAUAUGGAGCCGAACCCAAGCCCUAUCCCAAGUCAAAUUCCCAAACACUGCAAUCAGAUCAGCCACCACCACAGAAGGAUUGCCAGACGCACCAGCGCAAAGAGGUGGAACACAAAAAGCGAAAGGUGUCAGAGGAUGCGUUCCCCAGAGUGGGUGUAAACCCUCCAGAAACAAAUUACCGAAAUGCCCUCAGUUCCAAGACCACAAACCCGAGCGAGCCAGAGAUGCCUGCCGUCCCUUGCGGACCACGCAAUCAGAAUGUUUGGCCAGAAGAUCAUUGGCCAAGUGACAAGCAUACGCUUGGAUUCAUUCGCCAAAAGGUGUUCCCGAACUGCAAGUGUACCAUCUGCAAGUACCCGCAUCCUAGCAAACUGCAUUACACGGCCAUCGACAUGUUUGAGGCCUGGAGAGAACGAAGCUCGGGCCCAGGUCUGUGUGAAAACUGUCACAAGUGGGGCCAUACCGUGGCAGAGUGUGGGCUGGGCGAAUGGCGAGAUUUGCCUGAUAACCCUCCCAUCGACGAUAAACUUUCUGCACAAUACAGUCAGUACUUGCGACCAUGGCCUCCACGUACGAACAGGACUCCGUUCCCAAUCUACUACUACAUGCCUAAACGUUCUAAAGGUAGCGCUGCAUGGCCAGACCUGCCACCACCGUAUAGCAAGACGGGCAUUCAAGCUGGCCUUGUUGAUGUUCACUACGGAAUUCGAUACUCACUAGAGCUCUUCCUCUGGAAGAAUAACAGGGGGCCAAAGCCAAACUACGAUCCGGCCAAGCAUAGGCCAUAUUUCUGGUCCCCGAACGGAGGAGCACGACCCGGAGAGGGGAGAUCACCUCUGAAAGAAGACGCCCGUGUUACUCCACGAGACUCUGAAAAGACUGCUCAACCGCCCACAAAACCGAGUGUGGAAGCAGGCAAACAGACAUCGCUUAACGCUUUUGACGAUGGUUUCCGCGGUGUGGACCAUCAUCCUCUUAUGCCAAACCCCGGGUAUGAUGAUAAACUCCGGACUUGGUUCAACGAAGCAUUCAUGGCAGCAAUACUUCCAAAUUUGAUUAAGGAAGACGAUCAGUUCUUGAGCAGAGUCCACAGACAAUUCAAAGAAGCCAGAGUCAACUACGAGAAGCGUGAAAAUGCGACAGAGUUGAAGACCAUGCUCAAUUUACUCGCCCAGGGUUGGGAAAUCCUUGCACCUUACAUUCCAGCUUGGUGGCCGGGCACAUGGAGAAUGCCCAUAUCUCUCCAUCAAAAGCUCCUGGACCGUGCCAAAAAACGACAGCAAGCUGUCGACGAGCGACAGUCCGCAAAACCAGUAGGCCAACCACCAAAGGACCCUUCCGCGCUCGAGCGGUCAGUUGGCGAAUUACAAGAUCCAUAUCUUCCAGUACUUGUGGAAGACGAUCGAAAGAUUGAUGUGCGCACGCUCGAUUACUCCAAGACUACUUCCGAACAGCGAAAGCACCCAGGAUUGCGGCCUAAAGGUCGAGAGGAAGCACAGGCACAUAUCACCCACUGUGUUCAAUUUCACGAGAUCAACAUGUCUAGCUGGAAGAAAGCGAGCCGCUACACCCAAUGGUUCUUGGAGGCAUGGAAGCAUAUUGAGAUGAACACUUAUCUCGUCUUUCGAAUGGUGAACAGAGUCGAUGUCUUGGACGGACGUCUCAGCAAGUCUGAAUCAGACACAAGAUUGGAGUCACAACGCAAGAUAAUCAAUGACCUCGGAGGAAGACUUCUGCGGCGAACCAUGGUACUUGUUCAGAAUCUUGGAAAAGAAUGCGAGAGUCUCAAACAACGCAAGCAUACAAUGGAAGAAUUUGACCAACUCGAAGCGCGCCUUAUUGACCGGUGGGAUAAUUUCAACAGACAUGUUACCAUUGACAUUAACAAGGCGUUCAAUGGGCUAAGUCAGCAGGGAGUACAAAUGUACGAAGCAUUAAAAGCAUGGCUGGAUGAAGACGACUUCUACCCGACUUGGAAAAAUGCAACUGGUGGCCUACUUCCUCAACGAAGUUCUGAGGAGUGCGUUCUUCCAUUGUGGCUCUGGCCAGCCGCGUUUCAGGAGGCCUGGAUACACGACUUCCACAUGGGAUAG
This is a messenger RNA of Fonsecaea multimorphosa CBS 102226, 2658 nucleotides long. RefSeq lists its product as uncharacterized. NCBI's taxonomy places the organism in Eukaryota, Fungi, Ascomycota, Eurotiomycetes, Chaetothyriales, Herpotrichiellaceae. The transcript has a single exon. Bases 1 to 2658 code for a protein of 885 amino acids. The record is from RefSeq and is a predicted model, not a curated record.